Molecule: messenger RNA, 1552 nt
Organism: Desarmillaria tabescens
Lineage: Eukaryota; Fungi; Basidiomycota; Agaricomycetes; Agaricales; Physalacriaceae
Exons: 3
Coding region: 121-1401 (426 amino acids)
Source: RefSeq, a predicted model, not a curated record
CACAAGUCGUAUUUGCAUAGGUAUCUAGGCGCUUACAGCGAGUUAAACUUGUAUCGAGCCAACGUUCCUCUGUUUCUGGAGCAGAUACAGGGCUUAUAUUUUCCAUCCUUACAUUACUCAAUGCAUCUCCCACUUUUGCCUCGCGACGAUCCAGUCGUAUGCGAUCCAAACACACGCACUGUAUGGAGCAUUCUAUGGAGUUGUACUGCGACCAUCUUUGCAUGCACAUGGGUCUCCGUUCAUCCUAACGUUCCCGGGCCCAAGCUCAUCGCCCAUGGAUGGUUCGUUCGGGGCAUGCAGAGAUUGAAGCUGAUGCUUCUCGCUAUCUUCUGUCCUGAAGCGAUGAUUAUAUGGGCUUUUCGUCAAUGGUUCGUUGCGCGCAGCGCUAAACAUUACCACCUUUCAAUGACACAUGGUUUCUUCUUCAGCAUGGGAGGAUUCAUCGACAUGAAAGGGUGCAUUGCAGAAUGGAAAGACCUUCAGAUAAUUGCACCUGCUGUCUCAGAUUUCAAGAAAGAGGAGCUUCUGGACCGAAGCAAAGGCGAUGCUUUAUCGAAACUAAUCUCCCUUCUUCAAACAACUUGGUUUAUGGCAUAUUAUGCUGCUAGAGCUAUCCAAUCUCUUCCCAUUACCCAACUCGAAAGCGCGACACUCGCUUUCACCAUUCUUAAUUUCGGCAACUACAUCUUAUGGUGGCACAAGCCGAUGAAUGUCGAAGUCCCAGUUCUACUAAAAGGUUUCGAUUUUUCCCGUUCACAGUUUGGAGAUAGUCUCGUCGAAACUCCCAGCUACAAUAGUGAACAAUGGGAUGCUGCAGAUGAAAUGGCGGUUAUAGCAACGAUAAAUCAAACCACGACAAAUGAGACUGAAAGUUCCCAGUGCACCCGUGAGACAUUGUGUUUCCAGGUUAUGCUUACUGCGCUUUGUGCCAUGGCAAAACAUGUAGACAUCCACUACGGAGCAUUCAUUGGUGCAAUCAUCAUAGGCCCAAUGGAUGUCUCUCAUAUGUUGUGGGAUGGCUGCGCACGCAGAUUUGGCAACCUUGGCCCCUAUAAAAGACUGUACAUCUUCUAUUUUGGAGCUUUGGUUGGUGCUAUUUUCGGGGGAAUUCACUGUAUUCCAUGGAAUUCCGAUUUUGGCUCAUACACAGAACAUUUACUUUGGAGGAUUUCUGUGGUAACAACUGUAUGUGUACCUUUGUUUUUGGCCACUCAUACACAUGCGAUGGCAAAUUUUUAUAUUCACAUGACUCCAUCUUUUGGAUUAUUAGGACAUAUUUUGACACAAUUAUACAUAUGUGCCAGAGUUUUCUUACUUGUAGAUAUUUUCCUUUCACUUCGUUCACUUCCUCCUGCUGCUUUUGAAGAUGUUGAUUGGACCAAAUAUAUCCCACACUUAUGAUUGAAUUUCACAUAUUACUAUGUUUAUGGACACUACCACUUCGUUCUUGCACUGCAUAAAGAAUGGACAGACAUUACAAUAUUCUACAACCUGAGAUACUCAGUAAUGUAGUGUUCACAUUUGAUGGAAGCUCUAACAUCUCAGACCAGCA